UGCAAUUACUACAUGUCCCACAAUGCACCGCGGCUGUCAGUUUCAGCUGAGAGCCGUUGCGCUACACUGGCAAAGAGCACACCACCAGACGGGCUGACUUUUUCAGUUGCAGUGAUUUACUGUAAACAUGGACCAAGACAACAAAUCAGAGGAUGAGUCAGUCGGCCCAUCAGAAGAUGCUUCGGAAGAGGAGCUGCCUUGCCUUCCUCCAGGGCUCUCUGAUGGUGAAGCGAUGGAGCUUCUCUGGCAGUUGCGAGCGCAGCGUCGCCAGGCGUCUCCUAAGCUCCCAGAGACGGUGACUCGCCUUACUGCCCCAGAUGGCAGCAUCCUGUACCUGGUGGGCACUGCACACUUCAGCGACAGCAGCAAAAACGACGUUGCCAUGACAAUACGCGCUGUGCAGCCAGACGUUGUGGUGGUGGAGCUAUGUCAGUACAGGGUGUCCAUGUUGAAGAUGGACGAGAACACGCUGCUGAGGGAAGCCAAAGAAAUCAACCUGGAUAAGGUUCAGCAGGCCAUCAAACAGAAUGGGCUAAUGUCUGGUCUGAUGCAGAUUCUCCUGCUCAAGGUUUCAGCUCACAUUACAGAACAGCUGGGCAUGGCUCCUGGAGGAGAGUUCAGGGAGGCCUUCAAAGAGGCUGGACGUGUGCCGUUCUGCAAAUUUCAUCUUGGAGACAGGCCAAUUCCUGUGACGUUUAAGAGGGCUAUUGCUGCUCUCAGUCUGUGGCAGAAGGCCCGUCUAGCCUGGGGUCUUUGUUUUCUGUCAGAUCCAAUCAGUCUGUCAUAUUUCAGCAAAGAAGACGUUGAAAAGUGCAAACAGAAGGACCUUCUGGAGCAGACUAUGUCAGAGAUGAUUGGCGAGUUUCCUGCCCUCCACCAGACCAUUGUGGCUGAAAGAGACAUCUACCUCACACACACGCUCCGCCAGGCUACAUGCAGUGUGGAGGCCCCCCCUAAUGCCCAGAAGGUGCCUGCUGUGGUGGUAGGAGUAGUGGGGAUGGGUCAUGUCCCUGGCAUAGAAAAAAACUGGGAGAAGCAGCUCAACAUUAAUGAAAUCAUGAGCGUUGCUCCUCCCUCACGGUUUGGCUGGGUACUGCGCAUGGUCACGAGGGGCGUCAUGGUGGGCAUGCUGGGAUACGCCUGUUACUAUGCUGGAGGGAGCGUUGGUAGAGCCCUGCUGUCUUCAAGAGCAGUAAAGUCUGUGCUGGAGACUCUACGGCCACCCCGUGCUUGACCCUUGUGGCAUUACCAAAGCCAUCAGUGACAUGACCUCUCUGAAAACAAUGCAUCCAUCACCAAUGGCCUUAAAACGAGGAGGUGAGGCUCGAGGAAGCCCCAGCCACAGUUUGAACUAACAAGGACCUCAGGGGACUAAGACACCCCACCUCGUAUUGACUUUCCUGUAGACACAGCAGGGCUGUACUGCCAAAGAAACCAUGACAGUACUCUUUGUUUUCUCUCAUAUAUUUUGUGCAACUCCAAUGUUUUGUAAGGUAUACAAAUUCCAGUAAUUGCUUUUGAAUAGGUUUAAUUUCUCCACUAUUCUUUCUGGUGAAUCAGGCUCAAUUCACACAGAUGUUUGCCCUACAUGUGAGCGUUCAUGUAGCCCUAAGAGAAUUUAACACAAUACCAGAAUGGGUUUGUGUGUUCAAAGCGUAUUGCACACCAAAGCGUAGCACAGCUGGUUGUAACUCAGAUAGGAGUUACAACUUUUUAACACUUAUACAGACAGCAAAGUUCUCUUCCAGUAAUGAGAAAGCUGCAUUUUUCCAUGGAGAAUGAAAGUCUGUGUGAAUGUGGCCUCACACAUGGACAUUUUAAUCACCAACAGAAUGACUUUGGGUCAACUGAUACAACUGAGCCAUUUUUCGGAGGCACACUUUUUUAUUGCUGCGUUCUCAUUCUUUCUCCUUCCUGGUGCCAGCCAGCAUUUUUUGGUAAUUGGCCCAGUUAAAAUCCAGCACUUUAUAGGAGAUAAGAGGAGUCUUGCAGAGUCUGUGAACAGGAAAAAAAAAGGAAAACAAACAAUGAUCUAUUGUAACAUCUAUGGUUUGCAAGAAAUUAAAAAAACUAAAAGUACCAAAUUAAUUUAAAAUACAUUUCCAAAACGUGAAUAAGUAAAAUUAGCUUGCACAGUCCUGGCUGCAUCAACAUAAGUGCCUCAUGCUGCAGCUGUGUGGACUAAAAUUGAAUAAACAAAAUGGCAGAAAAUUUGAUUUGUACUAAUUUGAGACCCAAAUAUUGCCCAAAAACUAGACAUUGAAUUUUUAUUUGCUUCUAAAUUGCAUGUCAUUCUACUAUUUGAUAACUACGCAACCAAGGCCUGACACAGGGCAAACUUAAACGUGCCUCAUAAUGAGAAAUGCGUUAGAGAUGUGAUCUGUGUAAUUGAUUGUACUUUUGAUAUGAGGCACCUUCAUGCUUAGGUUUUAACCAGCUCUAUCUCUGAGUGAAGCUUUAUACCGAAUACGAAAAUAUGCAUCUUAAACAGAAAGCCAUCUAAAAAGCUUGGAUCCAAGAACAUCUGACAUUCAGCACAGCAGCUGUUUUGUAACUUUAUGAUACAGUAUAUGCAUCUUCAUGUCCCACUCUGGAGCAUGGGCACGAAAGUGAGAUGUGUUUGCUUAAAAUUUGUUCAGAUAUGGGAGGUAAUGCCUUACGCUGCAAUCACUGCUGCCUUUCCCAGUGAGUUUAAGCCGUAACAACUUAAUUUAACGGUUGCUAGGCUAUAAACUAUCAUUUUUCUCAAGUUUUCCUAAUAUUCAAGUAAUUUAUUUAUAGUAUAUUAUAGGUAUAUUUAUGCAGUUUGUGAAAUGAUCCAGGAAAAAAUAUGGUUUAAGAAAUUUAAAUCUGAAAAGCAUAAUUAGAUCCCUUACAGGAUGUCCACACAUUUAUGUUUUAUCAAAUAAUCAGUCCAAAUACAGAGGGCAUUAUAGGCAUGGAACCUCUUGGACCCUCUGCGGUAUAAUAUAGCCAAACUGUCCUUCUUUCCUGCAUAGCCAGUCAUUUCCAAAGGUAUAAUCAAUGUGAGACUUGCCAAGAAAAUUGUAUGAAUGGCUGCAUUUGAUUCCCCUGCCCUAGUGUUGUAUUGCUAUUAUUAACUAACCAAACAAUCAAUCCCAAAAUCUGUAAUAAAUUUGAAAAUCUAUUGAGUAAAGAUGAAUUAUAUUUGCUUCAGA
Betta splendens (Siamese fighting fish) is the source of this 3179-nucleotide messenger RNA. It is a transcript of the gene trabd, whose product is annotated as TraB domain containing. Bases 128 to 1234 code for a protein of 368 amino acids. The transcript is spliced from 10 exons. The record is from RefSeq and is a predicted model, not a curated record. NCBI's taxonomy places the organism in Eukaryota, Metazoa, Chordata, Actinopteri, Anabantiformes, Osphronemidae.